Messenger RNA from Ictalurus furcatus (blue catfish), 2330 nucleotides. RefSeq lists its product as uncharacterized. The coding region runs from base 74 to 775 and encodes 233 amino acids. The record is from RefSeq and is a predicted model, not a curated record. Lineage: Eukaryota; Metazoa; Chordata; Actinopteri; Siluriformes; Ictaluridae. The transcript has 4 exons.
UGCCCCUAGUUUGGAUGAUAAAAAGUACAGUGAGCAAUUCCUGCCCCCUGACGCCUGGAUUGACUCCCUAAGCAUGGCGCGAAAUUCCUCCCUGUCUCCUUGUCCAAGUGGAGAGGAGAACCAGGUGACCCAGAGUCAAGAAACUGAACCGUGUGCACCUUCAGAAAAUCAGCUUCGAGACUCCUAUCGUCAGCAGGCCUCUAAUGGUGCCUCUACUGCAGAUCAAGACUGCCAGCGCCACAGUCCGCCUUCCGUGCCUCUAGAGGGUUCCCACUGGCCUCCGAUGCACUGCUAUUCCCCAGAACCCGAGGGAAGUUGCCGGAGCUAUGCCAGCCAUAGCAGUGGCAGAGGAAGUAUGGAUCAGCCGAGCAGCAGGCAGUCUCUGUCUUUUAGCCCACCUCUAAACAGCUCCCUAGAGAUCCCCGAGGAGAGCGAUAGAGACGAGGCUGGCCAGCGCUCGCUACAUAAAUGCUCCAGGAGAGAUUCCGUCGAUGAGAACUACGAGUGGGACUCUCACUACGACUCCGUGAACUCUAAUGACCUCAAAACUUCAGUGAGCACAGUAUGCCUGCAGGGGGAGAUCCUGAGCAAGGGAAGACGGAGGAGUGCGGCGAACGACAGCAGGUUGGCCUUAAAGCAGGACAAGAGAGGUCUGUACCGCUCGGUUAGCAUUUUGCCCCCCAGCUGUGAAGAGUCUCUCCUGGAGCGGGAAAUUCAGCACGGCUCCAUGUCCUACUCUGAUCCUAAUCCUGCUGCUGAGGCGGUGUUAUUCUGAGUCUUAACGGAUCCUCUGGACCAAACAUGGUGGACCUCGAAACACGAGAGACUCCAUAACGUCGAUGAGAAACCAACAAAGACGCGGGACCCGUUUUUCGCGUUCAGUGUUCGAAGUUUCCUCGCCGCUUUCGCUUUCCGUUCCGCUCUACGCGACUUUAAACGCCUGUCGGGCGAAAUUAUGCAAACGAAGACAGCCCGAUACUUUCCCGGACAAAUCCAGCUGUCACGACAUCUCCAGUGACAUUUGAAUUCGGGAUAAUUUCCCCGUGGGAUUGAGGAGAGCGACUCCGAUUGGUUGCACUCACCGGUCUCAAAGGAUGAAGGAAAUGAAUCCCUCGUUUCAUCACUCGUCUGAGAUUACACCGAGGAGCAAAGUGACUCAAGAAACCUGCUCCAAAUAAACUGCCGCGCUCUUUCGGCACUGCGAUUCACACUUCCUGUACCUGCGAAAUGAAAGAGAACGAAAAAAAAAAAGUUCAUGCCAAGGAUGGAACAGGUCUAAAUCGAGGAAGGUUGCCAGUCCAUGUGGUCAGAUUCGGGUAUUUUCGAGUGCUUCAGAUGCAGUCCGAAGCAAACUUUCCGCAUGGCGGUUAGCCGCGGACUAGGAUAUCGAUCCGCGCUCGGAGACCGAGCAGUGGGAUUAAAAGCCUGGUCAGUUGUGAGUAAAAGUUCUAACGUGAAAGCUUUCUUUUUGCACUCCUUGCCUUUGGGAAUAACAUGAGAGGACGCAAACCGCGAUCGGUGCUCUGAGGGCGUAAGAGGUGAUCCAUUAUAUAAUGUGAAAAUGGCUUGAUGGAAGGCAGAGCUCUCUUUUUCAAAACAAAGCAGAAACUUACAUGAAGGAUUACAGCGAAAAGGACAGCCGAGAUCAGACUGUUAACUGUUUACGACACUUUUACAGUCAAUAUAUUCGAUAUAUUUUCCACAUUUACUUCCAGACACUUUAUCCUCAUUUAUGAAAACGUACACGAAUGGAUUGAUUAGUCAGUUAUUUGCAGGGGGAUUUAGACACGAAAUGUAGUUUCAUGAAAAUCCAGUCGUAUUUGUGUACAUUUAUAUCACUUAAGGAGAGUCACUAAUGGGAACCUCGAUUGAUCAGCUUCAAAACGUAUAACCGUUGAUGAGUUGCUUCGAUUUUAUAAUAUGGAUUACUCUGUCAAGUUGACCUCACUUAUUCAUUUCCAUUACACACCUCAGUUCCUGGGCGCACGGUAGCUUAGCGGUUAGCACGUUCGCCCUAACCUUAACCCUAACCCUGCCCUCUCUGGGCGGAGUUCGCAUGUUCUCCCCGUGCUGCUGGGGUUUCCUCUGGGUACUCCGGUUUCCUCCCCCAGUCCAAAGACAUUCAUGGUAGGCUGAUCGGCAUGUCCAAAGUGUCCGUAGUGUAUGAAUGUGUGUGUGAGUGUGUAUGUGAUCGUACCCUGCGAUAGAUUGGCACCCCGUCCAGGGUGUACCCCGCCUUGUCCCCUGGGAUACUCUCCAGAUUUCCCCACGACCCAGUAGGACAAGCGAUUAUAGAAGAUGGAUGGAUAGACCUCAAUUCCUUGACUUCU